AUGUUAAAAAAAGAGGGCUUGUUAAGUGGGAAGAAGUCUGCUGUGAUAAAAGACAGGGAGCACAUAUGGGGGAUCCUGUCUCAUAAACCUUCUAUCUGGGCUAAUUGGGCCGAUGAGAAUAAAAUUAAAAGAAUGAGUUUUUUGGGGAUAACUAAGUUGAAUGACUGCUUUUGGAGUUGGAGACAAAUUCUCAAUAUUAGGCCAGAUUUGCUUAAGUUGUUUGAUUAUAAGCUUGGUAAAGGGGACAAGUUCUUCUUCUGGCAUGAUCCUUGGCCUGGUGGCAUUUCCAUUAAAGAUAGAUAUCCUGAGCUGAACUUCAGAGAUGCUGAUAUUCCUUCUAAAACCAGAGUCAAUCAGGUUUGGAGGAACAACUCUUGGAACUUGCCUCCCCCUAUUUUUAAAGAUGAUGCAAAUGCUUGGGAUUUCAUCAGAGAGAAUUUCAAAGUAAAUAAUGAUGUUGAGGAUCAGGUUAAUUGGAAAGCUAAUAAAAGUGGCAAGUUCUUUGUCAAAAGUGCUUUUCAGUUGUUAUGUGAUGAUAAAGAUAAUGUUCCCUGGUUUUCCCUUGUCUGGUUUGCUGGUUUUAUUCCUAGACAUGCUUUUAUUCUGUGGCUUGGUUUAAAAUGCAGGAUUAUGACUAAAGAUAGGCUCCUCAGUUGGGGGACCAUAAGCUCAGAUACUUGCAGCUUAUGCAAUGAUAAAAGUGAAACCAUGGAUCACCUGUUCUUUGGUUGUGUUUAUUCUGAUUGUAUUUGGAAGGGUGUUCUGGUCUGGCUGGGUAUUAGAAGACAGAUUAAUCCCUGGAGAAGAGAGAUAAGCUGGUUUGUGAGAAGAGCCAAGGGGAGAUCUGAGAUUGCUAAGAAAAGAAGGUUGAGUUUUGCUGCUGCUGUAUAUUUUAUCUGGAGAGCGAGAAAUGAAGCUGUGUUUAAUAAUAAUGUCAUGAAUCCUUUGCAGACUCUUGAAGGGAUCAAAUCUUCUGUUUUUGUUCUAGAUAUUGCCUCUAGCUAG
This is a messenger RNA of Mercurialis annua (annual mercury), 1005 nucleotides long. RefSeq lists its product as uncharacterized. The transcript is spliced from 3 exons. The coding region runs from base 1 to 1005 and encodes 334 amino acids. Lineage: Eukaryota; Viridiplantae; Streptophyta; Magnoliopsida; Malpighiales; Euphorbiaceae. The record is from RefSeq and is a predicted model, not a curated record.